Rhodamnia argentea is the source of this 524-nucleotide messenger RNA. Its product is annotated as acyl-CoA-binding protein. Bases 147 to 419 code for a protein of 90 amino acids. Gene Ontology annotation, biological process: fatty acid metabolic process. The record is from RefSeq and is a predicted model, not a curated record. NCBI's taxonomy places the organism in Eukaryota, Viridiplantae, Streptophyta, Magnoliopsida, Myrtales, Myrtaceae. The transcript has 4 exons. Gene Ontology annotation, molecular function: fatty-acyl-CoA binding.
AAACGCAAUUGCCACGGUAGAAUCACCCCCGGUCUUUUUCCUAUUUAAUUGCCAACCGUCCACUCCCUCUCCCACCCACAUAUCUGACACUCUCACGUUACGCUUCACAUCAACCGAUUUCCGGAGAAAGCGAAGCUGGUCAAGCGAUGGGUUUGAAGGAGGACUUCAAGGAAUAUGCUGAGAAAGCCAAGACCUUGCCAGAGAACACAACCAAUGAGAGCAAGCUCAUCCUCUAUGGGCUUUACAAGCAAGCCACGGUUGGACCAGUGAACACCAGUCGCCCUGGAAUGUUCAACAUGAGGGAUCGGGCGAAGUGGGAUGCAUGGAAGGCUGUUAAAGGGAAAUCAUCGGAGCAAGCAAUGAAUGAUUACAUCACAAAGGUGAAGCAGCUGUUGGAAGAAGCUACUGCCUCUGCUUAAUGUCUGUGACUCUAUCUUCCCUUUAGGGGCUUCUUUGUUACUGUGUUUGAAACCCGUACCCUACAAUAAUCAAGAACACUAUGUGAUCUCUCUCUUUGGUACCUU